ACUUCCAAGACGGGCAUGGCAACAAUGUGGAUCUUUCUAAUAGCUUUGUUGCCGUCGUUCCACAGCAGUGUUGGGGUGGAGCUGACUAUGACACCGUCAGUUGUUACUGUUGGGGAGCCUCUGAACCUGUCUUGUUCUGUAACACAGAACAGAUCGCAGUUCGCCUCAUUUAACCUUGCCAACUGGACACGUAUUGGGUUCGCCAAGCUGUUAGACGGGAUCUGCAUGCCAACUGUACGUAAUACUGGUGAGGUCUGUGAUAAGCUUUGUUCCUGUGAUGAAGACGGGACAUCCUUCUCCUGGGUGAUUCCCAACGUGUCUGAGGACUGGCACAAUACAGGUGUCCGAUGUUAUAUGGCUACUCCAGGCUUGCAAACGAGUGACGUCAUGAUAAUCAACGUGUUAUCUCUUUCAACAAGCCCAGGACUGACAGGACCUGUAACCAAUGAAGCGAUGAACUCUUCAACACAUGCCCAAACCGCAGGACAAGGAACGACCGAACUUAUGAAGAAUGAAGGUAUGGUGGGGAAUCCUUCUACAAAUGGUAGGUUCAGUAGAUGAGAUAAACCAUAAAAUACAAUCUAAUGUUAUAGAGUAAAAAGAGAAGUCUGGAAAUAUACACCUACACUUAUCUCAUUCCAGUAAGAAUACGAGCACCUUUUAAACGUGGCCAUUCUUUGUUUUAAAACAUCUGAAUCGUUCUAGCAAGAUACAUGACGCUAUCUAUAUCAUUCCGUGGUUUAAAUUCGCGCUCAGAAUGACAGAGAAAUUUCUUCUUCAGCAGUGGGCGUCUUUUGUGGCAUCGCCGUCAUUUUCGUUCUGGCUGUUGUUGGAGCGGUAGCGGUGGUUUACUGUAAGUUUUUUUUAUUAUUGUUCCUGUUAGAGUAAAGUCUAUAACAAACCGUAUAUAUACAGCUGUCAUAGGACUCGUCAGUGAUGUAAGGGACAUCCCAAAACUUUCUCGUCCUUCUAGAACUUGUCAUUGACGUUAGACAUCACACAGCUUUGACAUCCUUCAAGGACUCACCAGUGAUGUUAGGGACACCACACAGCUGUAACGUUCUUCCCAGAUUCGUCAGUUACAUUAGCGACAUCAUACAGCAAUUGUUUUCUUCAAGGACUCCUCAAUGAUGUUAAGGCCUCAUACAGCGUUCUUCUAGGACUCGUGAUGUUGGGGACAUACUAGAUCUGUGUCGUUCUUUUAGGACUCGUCAGUGGUACUAAGGACACCAUACAGCUGUGUCGUCAUUCCGCGACUCGUCAGUGGUGUUAGGGACAUCAUACAGCUCUUUCGUCCUUUUAGAACUCGUCAUGGAUGUUAGCAAGCUAACGAAUAACUAGCCAUGAUACAUAAAAUAUUCCAAGUUAAUUCUGUUAAAUUGCACAAUAUUAGGGAUUAAAAGGAUUUCAAGAUAUUACUAUCACUUGAUUUGCUAUUAAGAUUAUUUAAUGAAUUGUCGACGUGACGUCAUUAUAUUGAUCCCUAAUUAAUUGUCAACGUGACGUCAUAAUAUUGCUCCCUAAUUAAUUGUCGACGUGACGUCAUUGUAUUGCUCCCUAAUGAAUUGUCGAUGUGACGUCAUUGUAUUAACCUGUAAUGAAUUGUUUACAUGACGCCAUUAAAUCAUAUGUGUUUUUUUCUAUAGAACACGUGUACUGCAAUAAAUUACAUUUUUCGUUUUAUCUUUACAGGUAGACGUAACAAACUGGUUUGGUACGAAAAGUUAUAUAGCUUAAAAUUCUAUAUGAAAUUAACUGAUAUUACUUCGUGGUAUUAUUUAAGUUAAAUUAUGCAACAAGAUCUUUUGAUAAUACAACAUUUAUUGCAAAAUAUUUAAGCAUAAAUACAAACUCAGAGAUGAAUUUAGAAAUGUUUUUGGUAGUUUUUCCAGGAGAAUUCAAAUCGGGCGAAUACGAUGGGAGUCAAUCCAGGAAAUGAAGAUGACAUGGAACUAUUUCAGUCACAGCAGUAUGAGGGCCUAAAUCUUGCAGAUGUAGCAAACGCACCAGAUUAUGAGGUCAUUCUUGACAAAGAAGAUAGGAAGGAACAACUUCAGUCCCAGCAGUAUGAGGAUCUGAAUGUUGCAGAUAUAGGCAACUCAUCAGAGUAUGAAGACUUUCGAGACAAUGAACACAGGACGCCUUGUAACGACUGUGAAGACAAUGCUUAUGAGAGUUUAGGACGAACUUCAGUACAAAAUGUGUAUGACGAUCUCAGAACAAAAAUGUGAUAUGGACACACGAUGAGAGAACCAUUUCAACGAAAUGCAUAAAUUUUUCUACCGAAAGGAAGAUAUCCACUUCUGACGUUAUCAACUUUUAUCUCGGAAGGAUCACAUCCACUUCUGAUGGGAUCAACGUUUCUCUCGGAAGGUUCAAAUCCACUUCGCACGUGAUCAACUUUUAUCUCGGAAGGAUCACAUCCACUUCGCACGUGAUCAACGUUUAUCUCGGUAGGAUCACAUCCACUUCUGAUGGGAUCAACGUUUAUCUCUGUAGGAUCACAUCCACUUCUGAUGGGAUCAACGUUUAUCUCGGUAGGAUCAAAUCCAAUUCUGACGUUAUCGUCGUUACAUCAUAAUCUACUCCUGACGUGAUCAACUGUUAUCUCGAAGAAUCAUAUCCUCUCCUAAUGUGGUCAACGUUUAUCUCGGUAGAAUUAAAUCCACGUCUUACGCGGUCAACAUUUAUCUCGAAGGUUCACAUCCACUUCUGAUGGGAUCAACGUUUCUCUCGGAAGGUUCAAAUCCACUUCGCACGUGAUCAACUUUUAUCCCGGAAGGAUCACAUCCACUUCGCACGUGAUCAACGUUUAUCCUCGUAGGAUCACAUCCACUUCUGAUGGGAUCAACGUUUAUCUCGGUAAGAUCACAUCCACUUCUGAUGGGAUCAACGUUUAUCUCGGUAAGAUCACAUCCACUUCUGAUGGGAUCAACGUUUAUCUCGGUAGGAUCACAUCCACUUCUGAUGGGAUCAACGUUUAUCUCGGUAGGAUCACAUCCACUUCUGAUGGGAUCAACGUUUAUCUCGGUAGAUCACAUCCACUUCUGAUGGGAUCAACGUUUAUCUCGGUAGGAUCACAUCCACGUCUGAUGGGAUCAACGUUUAUCUCGGUAUGAUCAUAUCCACAUCUGAUGGGAUCAACGUUUAUCUCGGUAUGAUCAUAUCCACAUCUGAUGGGAUCAACGUUUAUCUCGGUAGGAUCAUAUCCACUUCUGAUGGGAUCAACGUUUAUCUCGGUAGGAUCACAUCCACUUCUGAUGGGAUCAACGUUUCUCUCGGAAGGUUCAAAUCCACUUCGCACGUGAUCAACUUUUAUCUCGGAAGGAUCACAUCCACUUCGCACGUGAUCAACGUUUAUCCUCGUAGGAUCACAUCCACUUCUGAUGGGAUCAACAAUUAUCUCGGUAAGAUCACAUCCACUUCUGACGUUAUCAACGUUUAUCUCGGUAUGAUCAAAUCCACUUCUGACGUUAUCGUCGUUACAUCAUAAUCUACUCCUGACGUGAUUAACUGUUAUCUCGAAGAAUCAUAUCCUCUCCUAAUGUGGUCAACGUUUAUCUCGGUAGAAUUAAAUCCACGUCUUACGCGGUCAACGUUUAUCUCGAAGGAUCAUAUUCUCGCUUUAUGUGAUCAACGUUUUGCCCGGUUGGGUUGCAUCCGUUCCAAAUGUGUACAUCGUUGCAAGGUCUUUGUUUACGUGUUUUAUCGAGAAGAUGAUAGAAAGAGAAACUACGUCUGCUUGUCUCGAAAUCUUGUCAUGAAUAGUAAUAUUUAUUAAUGAGAAUAACAUGAUUGUGCUUUCGUUGUGAACUCCUGGUUGAUGUCGAUUGGAAUACUACAUACUAUGAUAUAACAUAACUGGCCCGUUCUAACAUGUAAUACGACAAUGCUAUACAUAUCGUAAGACACUUUUUGACGUCAUUAGUUACGAUAUAUGACGUAGAACCUUAAAUUGCCUUCAAAUUAUGUAUCAUCGUUUUAAUUUGUUAGUUAUAAACAUCUGAGUUUUUUCCGUAUAUAUCUUAUACACGCCGGAUGGAACCGGGCGAAUGGUCUUGCUGUGGGAAGAAACCGAGUACCUGGGGAAACCCACGUGGUCGGGCAAGUGACCCCAUACCUUUUCACGACCGAUCGGAUUUGUUAUUCUUUGUAUUCCUUUGUUUCCUAAUGAUAUAUAUCAUUAGAUAUAUUUCUGUUUCAGCGGUACCAUUUCAUACAUUAUAUUUGUGGCGAGCAGUGAUAUCCUGUCAGCUAUAUAGCAUCUUUGAAGGGAUGUGUUAAAGUCAAGAGUCAACAUGUAACAUAAAAUCAUUAGCACUAGAGUGUUAUUCUUGCCACUAGACACAUACAAAUUUAACAAAUAUCACAGUAUUUAUGAAUAUAUAUAUAUAUAUAACAAAAAAACAAGAAUUGACGCAAGGCCUUUCUGCCCUCUCAGGCUUCAUCAGGCGGAUUGAACUUUUGUUUAUUUGUACGUUGCUUAGAUAUGUAUGAUGCCAUCAAUUGUGAUGACGUCAUCAGUUUACAAUAGCGUGACGCAAUAAACAAAGCCGGAACAGAUGGAAUAAUGUACAUUCAAUAAACUUAUUCUGCAUUUAA
Molecule: messenger RNA, 4602 nt
Organism: Pecten maximus
Lineage: Eukaryota; Metazoa; Mollusca; Bivalvia; Pectinida; Pectinidae
Exons: 11
Coding region: 1917-2231 (104 amino acids)
Source: RefSeq, a predicted model, not a curated record